This is a messenger RNA of Exophiala xenobiotica, 3030 nucleotides long. RefSeq lists its product as uncharacterized. Gene Ontology annotation, molecular function: ferric-chelate reductase activity. Lineage: Eukaryota; Fungi; Ascomycota; Eurotiomycetes; Chaetothyriales; Herpotrichiellaceae. The coding region runs from base 359 to 2701 and encodes 780 amino acids. The transcript has a single exon. Gene Ontology annotation, cellular component: plasma membrane. Gene Ontology annotation, biological process: iron ion transport; copper ion import; intracellular iron ion homeostasis. The record is from RefSeq and is a predicted model, not a curated record.
GCUCGAUGCCCGUCUAUAUCGCAUGUUUCGCCCUCCUCCCUUGUCCUCCUUGCUGUCCAAGAGGCAUGAGGUCCUCCGUUUCUACGUUCUCUACAUUCGCUAUUCACUCAUUCCCUCUGAGAAAGCCGGCUUUCUCAUUGUAACAACACAAGAAUCUGCGAUUCUCGCCGAGGGCCAUUGACUGGCCGUGGAGCAUACGACCACUUCAGAAACAGGUUAUCAGGGGUCCAACAGAUUUAGCCCUCUCGACCGCAAGGCCUCGGUGCGACCAGAUCCCCGACCUGAACUCUCAUCAGCAAUCUGCGACCCUUCUUAACUUGCACAGACGGACCUCGGUGAAGGACAUACUGCGUUCAAGAUGUCCUCAAUGGCGACUGAGGCAUUGGCGCAGUUAGCCAAAAGAGAAGAGGACUCAUGGGACCGAAUAGCAGACGGACUUGUGAAGAGAGUGAAUAUUCCCAUCAACAGCACAACCCCUCCAGCGCUGGUGCAAGCAAUUCAACAAGAUCCGUUCAGCCAUGCCGCGAAGUAUGGGUUACUGUUCGUCUACGUUGGAAUCAUCCUCCUACUCAGCGCGACAUUGAUGCGACUGUACUACUACUGGGGCGAUAAGAUCCGCACGGCGCUGUACAAGGAAGAAGUCAUCAACUCCGCGUCAGCAACCACUCCCAUGGGCUUCUCACCAAUGCACGGAUAUGUCGACUAUGAAUUACCCAGCGCAAUCAGUGCGCAGACCGAUGGAUCGACAAGGCACUUCUUUCCAAGCAAAGGACCGCUAAUUGCAGAGAAGACGAGACAGCAAGCAGCUGUGUCGGCCAUUGCACCACUGAACAACACCAUUGCCUUCUUCAGAUGGAUCUUCUACCGCCCAAUGCCGGCGCUUCGGAUUGGCAAGUUCACUUUUACCUUUCCAUCUCUUGGGGUCCUUGUGAUCGUAACAAUCGCCUUGCUGGCGUCGUUACUCUACUGCUUCCUACCUCGACCGUUGUUCUACGCCUCAAUGUCAUAUGGUUCACCUCCCCUGGCGAUCCGAGCAGGUAUGAUGUCGGUAUCUCUCAUCCCCUGGUGCGUUGUGCUGGCCACCAAAGCAAAUCCAGUUUCAUGGAUGACCGGAAUUGGCCAUGAUCGACUUAUCGUCCUUCAUCGCUGGACAGCAUAUCUAUGCGUCAUCUUCGCCAUCAUCCAUGCUGUACCUUAUUGGUAUCAGUCGGUUAACGACCCUGAUGGCUACGCAACAUUCAAGCUCUACUUUAACCAGCAGUACUAUGUGUUUACAACUGGGAUAGCCGCCAUUGCACCUCUACUGUUCUUGACGUUGCACUCUCUACCAAUCCUCCGUGCCAAGAUGUACGAGCUGUUUGUCAUCCUCCACAUCCCAGUUGCUUGGGCUUUCAUCGGACUGCUCUUCUGGCAUUGUAACAACUACCUAACAUCAUGGGCUUACCUCUACUCGACCAUAGCACUGAUGUCUGUGUCUUUGUUUGCGCGGCUCGUCUUCUUGAACUGGACAAACCCGUUCCGGUCUUCUUGGCUCAUUGGCGAAGAGUCUGCUGUAACCAUCUUGCCCGAAAAUGCCAUCAAGGUUACCAUUCCAACCCAGAAGAGGUGGCGGCCUGGCCAGUACGCAUACCUGCGAAUGCCGGGGAUCUCCAUUCUAGAGAACCAUCCAUUCACCAUUGCUUCAUUGUGCAGCGAGGACUUCCCCUCUCAGUAUGGCGAGCAAUAUCGAGAUAUGACCUUGGUCUUCCGCCCCUUUUCAGGUUUUACACGCAAAGUGAUGGACACCGCCAUCAAGAAGGGACCAUACAAGACGUACAGAGCAUUCGUCGAAGGACCUUAUGGCGGCAUGCAACGCCAAAUGGCGUCUUUCGACCAGGUUGUCUUCUUCGCUGGUGGUAGUGGCAUCACGGCCAUUGCCAGUCAACUUCUCGACCUGAUCAAGCGUAUGCGCGACGGCAAAGCCACAACGUCCAAGGUCCAUGUCAUUUGGGCCAUGAAGCGUCCCGAUAUCAUGGAGUGGUUCAAGGAGGAGCUCCGCAUCUGCAGAGAAUGUGCCCCUCCCGGAUCCGUACAGUGCCAUUUCUACAUCACCGCUUCCAGACGCUACGAACCUCUUCCCGAAGUCAAAGAACACCGCCUUGGCGGGAUCCGCGACAAGAUCUCCGAUGCCAUCCACAACGCCGGAAGCAAGCGCAACUCGGCCAUGGUGAUGGAAGGCGAACCGGACUUGAAAAAGGAACUUGAAGACCAAAUCACCGCCCUCCCACAAGCGUACCUCGCACCACCGCGACACCUGUCUCCGUCCAGCGCAGAGCAACUGCAGACAUAUUACCCGCCUCCGCCCAAGGAGGCCAGGAUGUCGACCAUCUCGCAGGCUCAAAUCGAAGCCACACGCGCAUUUGAUUUCGGCUUCCCCCAGACCCCGACCAAAUUCCAGAAGAACCUCAUGCGCUUCGCGUUCUUGCCGACCAACGUUUCCAGUCGUCGUGACGGUUGGCGAACGGAGUACGGCCGGCCGGACAUCCCUUACAUGCUGAAGGGGCUGAGUAAGGAAUUCGGACGACGGACGUGCGUGUACGUCUGCGGGCCGCCAGAGAUGAGGACCGACGUCACCAACACGGUCGCCCGACUGCAGCGCGACAUCUGGAGUGACAGUGGGAAAGAUGAGAUUUUCCUGCAUGCGGAGAAUUAUGCUCUCUGAUCGGAUCUCAUGCAAGGAUGGUCUAAGUGGAGAGUAUGUACAAAUCCUACAACACAUGCCUACGGUAGCAAGCGAGGAGUUGGCAAGAUGACGAAGGACUUUAAUAAUUUUACCAAGUUUAUGGCGCUUGACCAUCAUGAUCAUGGAUGGGCCCAAGAUGAGGACCAGAGAAGAAGUUCCUCUCAUCGCAUUUGGAAUCCGUGGUUUCUCCUUUUUGGUGCUGGGUUCUCAGCUGGGCUCGGCUCAAUUCACUCGCGAUACCCCCUUUUUCUUGUUGCGUUUUCUUAGCGGUGUGGGAUGUGAAUGUGCCUUUGGCACUCGGAAGAGCC